This is a messenger RNA of Lolium rigidum, 1929 nucleotides long. Its product is annotated as probable GTP-binding protein OBGC2. Gene Ontology annotation, cellular component: mitochondrion. The coding region runs from base 1 to 1515 and encodes 504 amino acids. The transcript has 9 exons. NCBI's taxonomy places the organism in Eukaryota, Viridiplantae, Streptophyta, Magnoliopsida, Poales, Poaceae. The record is from RefSeq and is a predicted model, not a curated record. Gene Ontology annotation, molecular function: GTPase activity; GTP binding.
AUGGCUACGCUUCUUCUCCCCUCCCACGCGGCCAGCCACUGCCGCGUCGUCUUCCCCGGCGGCUCGCGCCACCCGACGGACCUCCUCGGCGGGGCCUCGCGCGCCGCCGCGAGCAGGAGGCCCAGGCCGAUCGCGGUCGCGUGCCGGGCGGCGACCAGGGCCAAGGAGGCCCCGAGCGCGGGCCCGCCGCCGCAGGCGCUGGCCAAGGAGGCGCACAAGUACUUCGACCACGCCGUCAUCAGCGUGCGCGCGGGCGACGGCGGCCACGGCGCCGUCCUCAACAUGCCGCCCGGCCCCUCCACGGACGCCGCCCCGAAAUCCCGCGGCGGCGGCGGCGGCAAGGUCGACAAGAGCAAGGGGAAGAAGGGCAGCGGGAAGAAGGUGUCGUACAAGCGGAACUACGACGGCUCCGUGUCGCUGCCCCUGGGCGGGCACGGCGGCGACGUGGUGCUGUACGCCGACGAGGCGGAGGAGUCGCUGCUGGGGUUCCACAGCAAGCCCCGGCACUGCGCCAAGAGGGGAGGCAACGUCGGGGCCAACGGCGCCAUGACCUCGCGGAUGCACAACGGCUCCGCUGGGGAGACGCUCAGGAUACCCGUGCCUGUAGGUACCGUUGUGAGACGCAAGAAAGGGUCUGUUCUUGCUGAUUUGGCUCAUCCCGGUGAUGAAGUGCUCGUCGCUAGGGGUGGACAGGGCGGGAUCAGCUUGAUCGAUGCGCCUGAUUACAAAAGAGGGAAAGCCAUGGCUUUAUCGCCUAAUGUCAUGCGCGAUGUUACUGACAAGGUAUUAACUCAUGGGCAGCCUGGCGAGGAAAUAAGCUUGGAGUUAAUCUUAAGGGUGGUUGCAGAUGUUGGUCUUGUGGGACUUCCAAAUGCUGGAAAAUCAACACUUCUAUCAGCUAUCACACUAGCAAGGCCAGACAUUGCUGAUUAUCCAUUCACUACAUUAAUGCCAAAUCUUGGCAGGCUUGGCGGAGAUCCCACUUUAGGGGCGUUGCAGUUUAACUCGGGAGCAACAUUGGCGGAUUUGCCAGGUCUAAUUGAGGGUGCUCAUCUGGGCAAGGGUCUUGGUCGCAAUUUCUUGAGGCAUUUGAGGAGAACGAGAGUAAUCGUCCACGUCGUUGAUGCUGCUGCCGAUGACCCUGUGAACGAUUAUAAGAUUGUCAGAGAAGAAUUAAGGAUGUAUAACCCUAAAUACCUGGAGAGACCUUAUGUUGUGGUCCUGAACAAGAUUGAUCUUCCUAAGGCCCAAGAUAGGUUAUCUUCAUUGGCAUUUGAAAUAUCUUCACUGGGCUCUGAAGAAUGCCACGACAAAAAUAUCAACAAAGAAAUAUCAAAUGAAAACUUCAGCGGACAUCAUGUCUCAGCAGGCAAUGAUAAAGAACUUGGGGACUACCCAAGACCUCAAGCUGUUAUUGGUGCAAGCGUACUACGGCACAUCGGGAUUGACGAGAUGCUGAAGGAGAUAAGGAUAGCCCUGGCAAAAUGCUCUAACGGCAUGUUACUACAACCAUGAAUCUGAAAGUCAGCACGCGGGAGCCAUUAACAUCACAGUCCAACACCUAGAAAGAGUUGAGUUGGAUAGAUUGUUCAACAUCGGCAGGCAAGGAGGCUGUCCUUGGUUUGGAAUACUGUUAAUUCCCGAAGGAGUAAGGACAAAAUCACCUAUCUGAUUGUCCGGAGCGUGCCAGCAUCUUCUGGGUUAGCUCUAGCGCAUGCGGUUGCAGAUAUGCAUGUUGGCGGUGCCGAUAUUGGGCUCAUCACUAAUGACGUCUCGUGCUGAUGUGCACAUAUUAGUGAAGAUUUGAUAUUUGAUAUUCAUAUCUUCCAUAAUAAAUGCCAGGUAGAUCGUCUAUAUAAAGGACUCAUCAUUUGUAAUUACUCUAUCUGCAUUAUAAUUAUAGUCAGAUAAAGCUUUGGCCUUUGCAAA